AUAAAAUACAGCUCUACCUCAUAGUAGCUUAAACUGAUUCACUGUAUACAGUUUUAUAACGUUUAUCGCGUUUCGUCAUCAGUUCAGCGUUACUGAAAAUCUCGUCCUUUACUCGAUUUGCUCAAUUUGAUUUAAUCAGAGGGGUCGUAUUUGAUAAAUACCAUGAUGGUGUUUGAAUAAGAAGCUUUAUCUUCUCGUCUAAGCUGACUUUCCUUACUGUAAUCAGUGGGUGGCGCCAAGAUAUCAGUCAACAGAGUCGGUGCACUCAACCCACGUGUAGACAUUUCCUGAAAGGGGGGUGGCCUGAUCAACACAUUGAAAUAUCUGUUUUGGCGUGUUUUUAAGCUAUGGAAGAUUUACCUGCGGACCUCAAAGCUUUUCUUUUAAAUCAUCCUUUUCUUCAGCUCACAGAUGGCAAAAAGAUCAAAUGCACCCUGAAUGGCCACGAGUUUCCAUGCAACCUGACGGAGCUGCAGAAGUUCACUCAAGGGAAGAAAUAUGAGAAACUGAGUGCUACAGCAGAGUUCAACUACAGCCAGUAUGAACCACAUAUUGUGCCAAGCUCAAAACAACCCAAUCAGCUCUUCUGUAAGCUGACCCUCAGACACCUCAACAGGCAGCCGCACCAUGUCCUAAGACAUGUCAACGGGAAACGCUUCAAGAAGGCCCUCACUAAAUAUGAGGAGUGUGUGCAGCAGGGGAUUGAAUUCGUUCCAGCCAGACUCAAACAGAAAAGGCCCAAAGAUACCGGAGAGGAGUUCAAUCGGGGGAGGGCCCCAAAACAUGGAAACAGCAUGUGGGAACCCUCAUCCAGUGACGAGGAUCACAGUGACUCAGAAGACAGCAUGAGUGACCUCUACCCCUCGUCAAUGUUCACUUUAAAAAAACAAGAAGAAGAAGUUAUGGAGGAUGGCGAGGAUGAGGAAGAAGAUGACUUCCAAACAGAUGAGGAUGAGGAUGAGGAAAUGGAGGUGGACAAGCAGGUGCUACAGAAACGCAAAAAGGUCCAGGGCGGUGGUUUUCAGAAGAAAUUCAGAAAUAACAAUUGGAAAUCGGCACGUAAUAAGAAAAACUUGAAAGCACGAAGUGGAAAGUAAAAAAACGCAGAAGAAUAUCUGUAGUAUUUUUAUACCAGGACAUUUUUCAGGCAGCAACACUCCGGUCCAGUUCGGAGUAGUAUUCCUGUGUCCGAGGAUAGCCUGACGUUUGUAUAACAUCCAUUACAUUUUUUCAUAUUUUCUGCAUAUGAAAAGAUGUCUUUUUUCCCCAAGUUGUGAUGUUGUACAGUUCUAACAAGGCUGGUUUAGGUGUCAUGGAAAGUGUGUCUGUGGCAGUAAACAGAUCAUUUGUACUGGAUAUGUUUGUUUUCUGGUUUGCAGCCAAGAGCACUGUCCAAAAAUACAACUCUGUUUGGAUUUGCAAA
Molecule: messenger RNA, 1423 nt
Organism: Thunnus maccoyii (southern bluefin tuna)
Lineage: Eukaryota; Metazoa; Chordata; Actinopteri; Scombriformes; Scombridae
Gene: surf2
Product: surfeit 2
Exons: 6
Coding region: 348-1097 (249 amino acids)
Source: RefSeq, a predicted model, not a curated record